Podarcis lilfordi (Lilford's wall lizard) is the source of this 381-nucleotide messenger RNA. The record is from the annotation of a GenBank genome assembly. Lineage: Eukaryota; Metazoa; Chordata; Lepidosauria; Squamata; Lacertidae.
AUGGCCGGAGAGACUGCUGCGUUGUCUUAUGACCAGAAUUUUAGACGUAGAGCAGCGAAGAUCCCCACAGCCCGCUGGGAUCGGAAGGACUUGGAUGUCUGGACCACUUACGUGGCCCCACGUAUUGACAAGAAGGCCCCUGAUCCGCUAAAAUUCAAGGCCGUCCCUGCAAAGGCGGGUCGCAAGCUGUUUUGCUGGGACUUCAAUAAGGGUGUCUGCCAACGGCAACCCUGCAAGUACUCACACGUGUGUGAGAAGUGCUCAGGGAACCAUUCGGCAUCUGCUUGUGCGGGGGGCCGGCGGCCCUUUCGUAAAGGAGGGGGCUCUCAGCAGCCCCCAAAAGCCGCUCCCCAGGUUCAAGCCACUGGAGCAGGAAAGUAA